Molecule: messenger RNA, 1980 nt
Organism: Eutrema salsugineum
Lineage: Eukaryota; Viridiplantae; Streptophyta; Magnoliopsida; Brassicales; Brassicaceae
Product: rop guanine nucleotide exchange factor 5
Exons: 7
Coding region: 59-1879 (606 amino acids)
Molecular function (GO): guanyl-nucleotide exchange factor activity
Source: RefSeq, a predicted model, not a curated record
UUAUUUUGGGUCUUGCAAAGAAAAACCAGUUUUUCUAAGUUUGAACUGGUUUUAAAAAAUGGAGAAUUUAGUGAAGAGCUGCGCAGGAAUUGAGAAGAAAAGAAGUGGUUUGACUCAAUCGGUAGACGAAUCGAAGGAGGGAAGCAGCACGAGCGAAUCGAGCUACGAGAGUUCUUCAGGCGCCGCUUCGUCUUCUCCGCCACCUCAGUCGAUUCUGGGCUGGCCGAUAAGGAAAGCCUCAUUUCGUAGGAAUUCAAAAGAAAAUCUCAAACCAGACCAUAACAAAUCUGCCCUUCUCACUGAUUCUGGGUUUCAAGGGAAGGACGUGAAUAUUUCAGAUGUCGAUAUGAUGAAGGAGAGAUUCGCAAAGUUAUUACUUGGUGAAGAUAUGUCAGGUUCUGGUAAAGGCGUGUGCACGGCUUUAGCCAUCUCCAACGCCAUCACCAAUCUCUUUGCUACGAUUUUUGGGCAACUAUGGAGACUAGAGCCGCUUUCAAGCGUGAAGAAGGAGAUGUGGAGAAGGGAAAUGGAGUGGCUUCUUAGUGUUAGUGAUCACAUCGUUGAGUUAACACCUUCAACGCAAACUUAUCCAGACGGCAAAAAGUUCGACGUCAUGACUUGCCGACCAAGAUUUGAUCUUUUCAUCAACCUCCCAGCUCUCCGUAAACUAGACAAUAUGCUUCUUGAAAUACUGACGAGUUUCAAGAAGACCGAGUUCUGGUAUGUUGAUCAAGGGAUUGUGGCUUCGGAGAACGAUGGCUCAGCUUCUUUCCGCAGAAAGAUUCAGCGCCAAGAGGAGAAAUGGUGGUUGCCUGUUCCUCGUUUAGCACCUAAUGGCCUCACAGAAGAAGCAAGAACAGAAUUGAAUCACAAGAGGGAGUGUGCGACGCAGAUACUUAAAGCUGCAAUGGCCAUUAACAGCGUUUCUCUAGCCGAAAUGGAUGUUCCCGAAUCAUACCUUGAAACCCUUCCAAAGAACGGUAGAUCCUGCCUUGGGGAUGUUAUCUACAGGUACAUAACAUCUGAGAAGUUUUCUGCAGAGUCUCUUCUCGAUUGUCUUGAUCUGUCCUCUGAGCAUGUUGCUCUUGAUAUUGCAAACCGUGUGGAAGCUUCGAUAUAUGUGUGGCGCAGAAGAGUUGAGACAAAACUUGGAGUCAACAAUAAUAAUAAUACUUCAAGCUCUGCUCCAAAGUUAUCAUGGGAAAUGGUCAAAGAACUAGUGGCUGCUGGUGACAAAAGGGGUUUACUUGUUGAGAGAUCAGAAACUCUCUUACGUUGCUUGAAGCAGCGGUUUCCAUCUCUAACUCAGACUUCUCUAGACAUUAGCAAGAUUCAAUGGAACAAGGACAUUGGGAAAUCAAUCCUAGAGAGCUACUCGAGGGCACUGGAGAGCUUGGCAUCAAACAUCGUGGCAAGAAUCGAUGAUUUACUCUAUGUGGACGACUUAACAAAACAGUCUGAUGAUAACAAUCUGUUGUCAAAUCCAACGGCCAGCAUUAAAGCUCACAAGAAAGUAGUGCCGAUGAUCCCUUAUCUAAUAUCUGCAUCAGGAACUCCUUACAGAACAAGCUUCUCAACGACACCGGGUUUCUCUCCUUUGUCUGCUCCUCCAAUGAUUAGCCCCAGAAAAGGAGAGAGAACACCUUCUUAUUCCAGCAAGAACACCAUCAAAGUCAAUGAGAAAGGUCUUCCUUCUCGAGGAUUUGGAGUGAGAAGGGUCUUGAACAAUUAUCUUGGCAUGGAAUCGAAACUGAAAGGAAGCGUGAAUCCCUCAGAGAAUUCAGAUGCUGCAGUGAUUGGCAAAGAAGUUGAAGAAGAGAAGAAAAGAGACUCAACAUCAGUCCAUCAAAAGGGUCCUCCAAAGUACACUGUCUCUUAAGAGCUAAUGGAAAUUCAAUCCCUAGAAUGUACUAUUAUGCUGACAUGGAUUGAUUUGUUUGAUUUACUUGUAGUUUUUGUCUUAUUCUAUCUUCUCGAAUG